UUCCUGGCGAGCAGUCGAGCUAACAACAACAGAGGCUAGCGUAGAAGGACUUUAGCAAUCUUUCGUUUUCUUCGUCGAUAACGUCUAGGCAAACUUUAAUGCUGUAUGUUGUUUGAAGACUUGACCAGUUAGCAUGUUUGCUAGCUGAUAAGUUAUAUCGCAAUAAUUUGACAACGUUGACGUUAGGCAACUGUUAGCGUUUGUACCAGAAGACAGCAGGUAUGAUGGCGUCUAGCUACAACGCGAAAGAGGAAGAUGGCCAUCACUCGGGGGCAGCUGGACCUUGUGGGACAGCGGUGAAAAGCAAAAAGCCUGAUAACACUGCUUUCAAACAGCAGCGACUGCCAGCCUGGCAGCCGAUUCUCACAGCAGGCACGGUUCUUCCUGCAUUCUUCGUGAUUGGUCUUAUAUUUAUUCCUAUCGGGAUCGGGCUCUAUGUCACGUCGAAUAACAUCAAAGAAUUCGAGAUAGACUACACGGGCAUCGACAUGUCCAGUCCCUGUUUCAACUGUUCCCAGAACUUCAGCUGGAAUAGCACAAGACCUUGCAAAUGUUCUCUGCCGUUUUCCUUGGACCAACCCUUCGAGAGCAAUGUCUUCAUGUACUAUGGUCUGUCAAACUUCUAUCAAAACCAUCGGCGUUACGUGAAAUCCAGAGAUGACAGCCAGCUGAACGGAGACACAUUCUCUUUAACACAUCCCAGCAAGGAGUGUGAACCGUACCGCACUGGUAGCGACAACAAGCCUAUUGCCCCGUGUGGAGCCAUUGCCAACAGCAUGUUCAAUGAUACUCUGGAGUUGUACUAUGUCGAUCAGAAUGGAACUAGAACACAAAUUGACCUGUCGAAGAAAGGAAUUGCCUGGUGGACAGACAAACACGUCAAGUUCAGGAACCCUGGGGGAAACAACUCCAACCUCACGGCCAGUUUCAAAGGUACCUCUAAGCCUGUGAAUUGGAAUAAACCGGUCUAUGAACUGGACAGCGAGCCAGAGAACAAUGGCUUCAUCAAUGAGGACUUCAUCGUGUGGAUGCGCACGGCCGCCCUCCCGACGUUCCGCAAGCUGUACCGCAUCAUCCAGAGGAAGAACAGCAUGGUCCCAACCCUGCCGCGCGGGAAUUACACCCUGGAGGUCACUUACAACUACCCGGUGCGCAGCUUUGAGGGCCGCAAGCGCAUGAUCCUGAGCACCAUCUCCUGGAUGGGAGGGAAGAACCCCUUCCUUGGCAUCGCCUACAUCACAGUGGGCUCCGUCUGCUUCUUCCUGGGCGUGGUGCUGCUCAUCAUCCACCACAAAUAUGGCAACCGCACCAACAACUCUGACAUCCCCAACUAAAGAAGGGAUUUAUUUGUGUGUGCGCGCGCGUGUUUGAGAGAGAUGUCGCACCCCAACAGCAGUGUUGUGCAUGAUUGCCAGUCUGUGGGCAUGGUAAAGAAAAGACUGUUUUGCAAAACUCUUUGUGUCGCUUUGUGUGUGUGUGUGUGCGUGUGCGCGUGCGUGUGUAAAUGUGUGUGUGCCCCUGUUCCUGAGUGCCUGCUUGCAUUUGAGCUGUUUGCUUGUAUAUGUAAAUGAAAUGGGGUAAGAGGACAAAUCGUUUAACUAGGUAUUUAUUUUUAUUCACUUUACUGCCGUAUAUAUGGUUUUAUUUCACUGAUGUUAUACAAAGCUUGCACAUCCCCGCUGAAAUUGGGCUUAUUUUACUACUGAUUGGAAUGUUCCGUGUCAACACAAAUGUUUCUUUGAAUUUAUCAUAACUUUCUGUUGUUUUUGAGAUUGUUAAUUUCUUUUUUACUGGUAUUUGCAAAGUUUAAGUUAUUUUUGUGAAUUCAUGUGCCCUGCCGUCAUGUCACUAUUCAUUACUCAUAACUGUCAGCCAUAUGUCCUUUAAUUCAAUAUUGCUUUUAUGACGUUGUGCAUUUUUCCAAGUCAAGUGCAGCUACGAUAUCCGCAGUGCUUUGCAAACCAGUGUGCCAGCAUGGGUUUUACAUGUGUGCAUGAAGGUUAUGGCCAAGUAGGUCGUUGUACUAUAAAAAGGUGCAUGAAAAUAUGCCAUCAUAUGUAAAAGUAUGAAGACUCUUGGAGAGCGUAAAGGUCAAGGCUUAAAGCAUAAAGGUCUCUCACACUUUGUUCUGUUCUUUUUCACUUCAGUUGCCAUGGUUCUUUUUCCUUUCUUUUGGCCGAUGGAAAAUAUUGUCUUGUUAAUAAUGUACUGUGUAAAUGUGCAAAGUAAUCUAUAUGUCGUCGUAACAACAAAUAAAAAUGAGUAAAAUCA
This is a messenger RNA of Engraulis encrasicolus (European anchovy), 2271 nucleotides long. Its product is annotated as cell cycle control protein 50A-like. The record is from RefSeq and is a predicted model, not a curated record. Gene Ontology annotation, cellular component: plasma membrane; endoplasmic reticulum; Golgi apparatus. The transcript has 7 exons. The coding region runs from base 222 to 1334 and encodes 370 amino acids. NCBI's taxonomy places the organism in Eukaryota, Metazoa, Chordata, Actinopteri, Clupeiformes, Engraulidae.